UAGAGAGUAAAAGACCUCGAGGACGAAGUCGAGCCACACCCAGCCACACCAGCCACUCAACCUCGACAGACCUCAACUCCACUCGCAAUCCACCCUCUGCUAUCUACAACCACAACCACAACUACACAAUGUCGGCGGAAGACUCACCAUUGAUACCACUAGAAGGCACUGAGAUGGCAGGAGGAGGCGGAGGGUACCCGCUGCCGGUCUACCUGGGCGGCCUGGCGAUCGCGUGUCUGAUCGCGUUCGCGGUGUACUCGUUCAUCUUUAGUAAAACGCAUGGGGUCGCUGCUGCCGGGCCGACAUUCAUCAUCGCCGGUCCUUCAGGGGCGGGCAAGACUGCUUUAUUUACUUUGCUUCGAUAUGGCGAAAAAUCAACAACCCUGCCGUCUAUCGAGCAAAACAUCUCGACGAGUUACAGACUACCAAGCCUGCCCGAUACCGCAAAGCCAUUCGUGCUGAUCGACACCCCCGGCCACCAGAAACUACGCCAGAGCAUGUUCGACGUGCUGCAGGUCUCGCAAGCGGCGCGGACGAUCCACGGCGUGUUGUUUGUCGUCGACGCCUCGGCGGUGUCGAAGCCCGAGAAACUGCGCGAGGCGGCGGAGUACCUCUAUGAUGUUCUGAGGGUUACAGAGAAAGUGCGCGGGGGGUCGGACGUGCUUGUUGCGGCGAACAAGAGCGAGCUCUUUACGGCUGUGCCGGCGAAACGGCUGCGCACGCUGCUCGAGGCGGAGGUUCAGAAGAUUCGCGAGACGCGGACGAAGGCGAUUGGAAAGGUGGGGUUGGAUGGGGAGAAGGAGGAGGAGGAGGACGGCGAUAGCGCGACGGUCGGUGGUGAUGGCUGGCUUGGGUUGCGGGAUGGGAAGCCGUUCAGGUUUGAGGAUCUGGAGUCGGACGUGAUGGUUGUUGGGGGAAGCGUCGAGACUGGGAAGGUGGAUGAUUGGGUUGGAUGGAUGGAGGAGCGCGCUGUGAAUUAGCGUCCUUGUAUUAUAGAUAUGUUUUUGAGCAACUACUAAUG
Myxozyma melibiosi is the source of this 1021-nucleotide messenger RNA. Its product is annotated as signal recognition particle receptor beta subunit-domain-containing protein. Gene Ontology annotation, biological process: vesicle-mediated transport; intracellular protein transport. Gene Ontology annotation, cellular component: cytoplasm. The transcript has 2 exons. Gene Ontology annotation, molecular function: GTP binding. Lineage: Eukaryota; Fungi; Ascomycota; Lipomycetes; Lipomycetales; Lipomycetaceae. The coding region runs from base 129 to 980 and encodes 283 amino acids. The record is from RefSeq and is a predicted model, not a curated record.